Messenger RNA from Cryptomeria japonica (Japanese cedar), 1708 nucleotides. RefSeq names its product ubiquinol oxidase 2, mitochondrial. Gene Ontology annotation, biological process: alternative respiration. The record is from RefSeq and is a predicted model, not a curated record. Bases 251 to 1390 code for a protein of 379 amino acids. Gene Ontology annotation, cellular component: mitochondrion. Lineage: Eukaryota; Viridiplantae; Streptophyta; Pinopsida; Cupressales; Cupressaceae. Gene Ontology annotation, molecular function: alternative oxidase activity. The transcript is spliced from 4 exons.
AUUUUUUCGGGGCGUGGCGGGCUGUUUCUUCGGCACCCGCAAACUUAAACCGAAGAUAGCAAUUACCGGUCAAGAUGAAUCGAAUACAGGGUGUAGUCUGGAUGCUAUAAAUUCUCACAGGCCGUAUCGUCAUUUUCCAAGCUUUAUUUACUAAUCUUUUUGCUCUCUUGGUCGGAAUUGUGUGAGAAACAAACCAAAGCGAGUUUUACGGAACGGAUACCAAUUAUUUGGUACAGGGGCGAAGACAUCCAUGGCUACGAAGCUUUCUAGAAUGGUGAUGAGGAGUUUGCAGGUGCGGCAAGGCCUUUUCCGCAGUAAUGCCAAUUUUAUCAUGGGUCGCAGUUAUAGCAGCGCAACGCCUGCUUUGAGAUUUUACAAUAGCAGGGCUGUUGUGUAUGGUGAUUGUUUUUCGUGGAAGAUGGGAGAUGAAUUGGGUAGCGGGGUGAGUCGUCUGCAAGGCUCUCUCGGCUAUGGCAGUUGGAAAGCCUCAUUUAGAUCGCAGAGCACGGUUGCGGGAAAAGCUGUGAUAGAGGACAUAGACACUGAGGAGAAGAGUGUUGUUAAACAGCAGGGCAGUGCGGUGAGUGAGCCUCCGCAGUAUAAUGAGGAGGAUUUAAAUGCGAAAGAGUUGGUGCGCUCCAGUUAUUGGGGGCUGUCUCCUGGUAAGCCCGCUCGGGAAGAUGGAUCGUUGUGGCCGUGGAAUUCCUUCAGGCCUUGGGAGACAUACACUCCAGACUUGAGCAUAGACCUGUCGAAGCAUCAUGUUCCAAAGACAUUUACCGACAAGUUUGCUUAUUGGACUGUAAAGGCGUUGAGGUUUCCUACAGAUGUCUUUUUUCAGAGGAGAUAUGGUUGCCGUGCCAUGAUGCUUGAAACUGUGGCUGCUGUACCUGGGAUGGUAGGAGGAAUGCUCCUACAUUGCAAGUCACUGAGGAGAUUCCAGCACAGUGGGGGAUGGAUUAAGGGUCUUUUAGAGGAAGCAGAGAAUGAGAGAAUGCACCUGAUGACAUUUAUGGAGGUCGCAAAGCCUAGAUGGUACGAGAGAGCCUUAGUGUUUACAGUGCAAGGAGUGUUCUUCAAUGCCUACUUUCUCCUCUACUUAGUUUCCCCCAAGCUUGCGCACAGGAUUGUGGGUUACCUUGAAGAAGAAGCCAUUCACUCGUACACUGAAUUCCUUAAGGAACUGGACAAUGGCAACAUUCCAAACGUGCCUGCACCUUCCAUAGCUAUAGAUUAUUGGAGGCUUCCCAAGGAUUCAACUCUCAGGGAUGUGGUUGUGGUAGUCAGGGCUGAUGAAGCUCACCAUCGCGAUGUCAAUCAUUUUGCAUCAGAUAUUCAUUACCAGGGGAAAGAGUUGAGAGAGGCUGCAGCUCCACUUGGAUACCAUUAACUGUCCUGAUGGCUUCCAUCAAAUCUCCAAAUAAAACCAUGAAUAUGCUUUUCAAUCUAAUGCAAUUUAGUGUGCAUAUUUGAUCAGGUCUUGUUUUGACUAGCAAAAUCCAAUUAGAGUACUAAAAUAUAUUCCUGUAAAGUUGUUUCUAGUCUAGCAUGAUAUGCCGUAUGUUUUUCGUUGCAUGAGAAUUGUAUGCUAUAUAUGAAGCAGUGCGAUUCAAGAAUAAGUAAGGCUAAUGCGAAAAUACGGAUUCUUUAUAACCGCGAUUGGAUUGUAUUUUUUCAUCAAUUGAAUAACAUUUUAGAUAUCUCUCAA